AUGGCUUCAUUAUCGCGAACGCGGAAUGAAGUGAACAACAUACGUACUCCUGAGAGUAGUGAUAAACCUCGAAAUGAAAACUCGCCAAAAUGGCCUCGAUGCAACAAAGGUAUCAACCUCAGUGGUGGACAAAAACAACGAGUAAGUCUAGCACGUGCAGUUUAUUUCAACGCUGAUAUCUACUUACUGGAUGAUCCGCUCAGUGCUGUGGACGCUCAUGUUGGACGAAAGUUAUUUCUGAAUGUCAUUGGACCUAAUGGAAUGCUUAAAGAUAAGACUCGAAUCUUUGUUACCCAUGGCAUCAACUUUUUACCUCAAGUGGACCACAUCAUCGUUCUUCAGGACGGUUUCGUCUCAGAGGAAGGCACGUACACUGAACUUCUGGAAAACUCAAGUGCCUUUGCCGAUUUCUUACAAGCUUACAGAUCAGAGGAGAACUGUGGUCUGUAUCAAAUACAAUAUACAAUUUUUUUUACUAUAAAAAUUCUACUUCGUAAAUUAAAAGAAACACUACCUUCGUUGAAAGUUCACGAGCAUAAUCAAGGGAGUAAUAAUAGUAAUGCUGGAAAAACGAUAACAGAGGAAAUAUCAAAGACUGGAGGGGCAACGUUUUCCCUAUUGUUUUCUUACAUCAAGUCCUCUGGCAUACACUGGUUUGUCCUCUCUCUGUUCUUUUUCGUGGUAAUGGAAGCGUGUUCUGUGGCUACAGGAGUAUGGUUAGCCCAAUGGAGCGCAGCAAACGUGACCACAAACCAUCAAAGGGACUUUUAUCUAUUAAUCUAUGGAAGCAUCGGAUCGGGUCAGACCCUCUUUACCCUUUUGUACUCCCUGGCAUUGUUUAUAGGGGCGAUUAGAGCUUCCCGAAUACUCCAUCGUAAAUUAAUCGUGAACAUCCUGCGGUUACCGAUGAUGUUCUUUGAUACGACACCGAUUGGUCGGAUUAUGAACCGGCUGUCGAAGGAUAUUUAUUGCAUUGAUGUGACAAUUCCAUUAUCUCUGAAGUCGUUCUUACAGAUGUUUUUUGAUGUCCUUGGGAUGUUGGUAGCUGUUAGUUACGCCACACCACUCUUCCUGACUGUUGUUCCUCCUUUGGGAGCACUUUAUUUUUACAUACAGAGAGUAUACGUGGCUACAUCGAGACAGCUGAGAAGAAUCGAGUCAGUGAGUCGAUCACCAAUAUACAGUCACUUCCUGGAAACAAUCACUGGUGUCAGCACCAUACGGGCUUUCUCGCAACAGCAGCGCUUCAUCCGGGAUAAUUAUAGGAAAUUAGAUGAAAACCAAGAAGCACAUUACUUGGCUGUUACUGCUGACAGAUGGUUAUCUCUUCGUUUGGAAUUCAUCGGCAAUUGCCUGAUCCUGUUUGCAGCAUUGUUUGCAGUAAUCAGCCGAGAAAAGAUCAGUGGAGGUCUUGUGGGACUUUCUGUAACCUAUGCGGUGCAGAUAACUCAAAAACUUGCCUGGAUGAUUCGAAUGUCAAGUCAACUGGAAACCAACUUAGUAUCAGUUGAGAGGGUGAAAGAGUAUUCUGAUGCCCAGGCAAAGGCGGAAAGAGUCAUUCCUGAUAGCCGGCCGUCUCGUGUUUGGCCACAGCAGGGAAUAGUCUUAUUUGAUAACUUCCAGUUGCGAUACAGAGAAGGACUUCCAUUGGUUCUGAGAAAGAUAACCUUUAUAAUCAAGCCAGCUGAAAAGAUUGGCAUUGUGGGUCGAACAGGAGCUGGGAAAUCGUCCUUGGCCUUAGCCUUGUUUCGUAUUCUUGAGAGAUCAGGUGGUAAAAUUGUCAUCGAUGGUGUUGAUAUUGCCACCAUUGGACUCAGAGAUCUCCGUUCGCGGCUUACCAUUAUUCCACAGGAGCCUGUGUUGUUUUCUGGAACUCUCCGUCUAAACUUAGAUCCGUUCAAUGAACAUUUCGAUGAAGAGCUUUGGAGAGUACUGGAAGUGAGUCAUUUGAAAAGAUUUGUGAUGAGUUUGAGAGGAGGACUUCAGUAUGUUAUAGCCGAAGGAGGUGAAAAUCUCAGUGUUGGCCAGCGACAACUGAUUUGUUUAGCGCGUGCACUUCUCCGUAAAAGUAAGAUCCUGGUUCUGGACGAAGCAACAGCCGCGGUAGACCUGGAAACUGAUGAACUCAUUCAACAAACGAUUCGACGAGAGUUCGCUGACAGUACGGUGUUCACCAUCGCCCACAGGCUAAACACCAUCAUGGACUAUGACAGGGUUAUGGUUCUUGAAGACGGUUCAAUCGCAGAAUUUGACGCACCCAGCAAACUUCUGGAACAAAGAGGACUCUUCUAUAACAUGACCUGUGACGCAAGACUUACAAAGUGACAUAAUAUAUUACUUUGGCCUUAGAUCGCCCCAUUUCUUUAAGACAAGAGAGAUACAAAAAACGAAACAACCAGGCAGACUUAAGGUAUCUUUACGGUAAGCGAUCAGCAGGUUGUUCAAAUAGAAAAUGAAGAACGAAAGAAGCCGUGGUAUGGCGAAUUUUACUUACUUUUUAAUUUCAAAUAAAAUGGAUUAAUUUAUCUAUUAACAACUUCUUAAUGA
Messenger RNA from Pocillopora verrucosa, 2547 nucleotides. The record is from RefSeq and is a predicted model, not a curated record. NCBI's taxonomy places the organism in Eukaryota, Metazoa, Cnidaria, Anthozoa, Scleractinia, Pocilloporidae.